Messenger RNA from Polychytrium aggregatum, 4372 nucleotides. RefSeq lists its product as uncharacterized. NCBI's taxonomy places the organism in Eukaryota, Fungi, Chytridiomycota, Chytridiomycetes, Polychytriales. Gene Ontology annotation, cellular component: cytoplasm. Gene Ontology annotation, molecular function: protein binding. The transcript is spliced from 23 exons. Bases 97 to 4227 code for a protein of 1376 amino acids. The record is from RefSeq and is a predicted model, not a curated record.
CAACCACAACCUCAACACCCAACACCAGCACCGGCACCGGCCCAACGCUAUCACCAACACCAUCGCCAACACCGGCCAACACUGGUCCGUCCCGCCAUGUCCUCGUCGCUGGCCGUGCCCCUGGCCAUCUGGAACAGCAUUCCAAACUCGCUCGUCACCCGUGCCCUGGCCUCCGACGAUGGCCAGACCGUGCUCGCUGCUCUCGAGUCGGGCUAUCUGUGGCUCUAUACCUUCCACGCAAUCGACUCGUCCAAUACCCCGCAACUACGUCCCCGCAUCAUGCUGAUGGGCCACAGAUCCGCCAUCGCCGCCAUGACCCUCAUUCGGUUCGAGAUUGACUGCGUCCCCACCCGCGAAAACGUCGCCAUCACAGCUUCAGAAGACGGCGAAGCAGCAAUGUGGGAUCUGGAGGACGGCCGCUGUCUCGCCGUCAACACCAACGCGUUCCCGGGCAUCCCAACUGCUCUCAAACUGUCUUCGUCCGGCAAGGUCGUAUUCUGCGGGGGCUGCUCCAACGACAUUACCGUGCUCGGCACGGAUACCCUCGAGAUUAUCAAAACAUCCAAUCUCUACGACAACUGGACCAGCUCCAUUUGCUCAUGCUACACAGAGACAAAGGGAGUCGAGCGGGUGUUCUCGAUCACGUUCGACGGCUGGCUGUGCACCAUUCUGUUCGACGAGAACAAGGGCGAAUUCCAGACCGAUUCCAUCAACAAGGUCAAGAUCGAGUAUGCCUCGGCAGUAGCCCCCGCCUUCUCCAUCGAAAUCAAUCCGUUCGACCGGAACAUUCUCUUUUGUCUGCAGAGAAAAUCGUGCUGUGUCUAUGGAAUCAAGCAGAAUGCCCUCUCGUUCAUCGAUAACUUUGAGUGUCCACAGCCAGGACAGUUUUGGAUGGGCGCUCGUUUCCUGUCUGCACGGACGAUCCUGCUCUGGACCAAGAACUCGAAGGCCUUUGUGUAUUACCUUGGCAACGAAAAGGACAUUCACCGAACGACCUCCAACCUGAUUCCUCCCAAUGCCAUCGUCCUGGUCUCGGACGGCAGCACCACCAUCUACGUCAAUAGAGACAGCUUGCUGGACUAUCUCGAGACACCGACAAACACCAAGGUCCUGGUGGCAGCCUUUGAAGGCACUUCCGACGAGUACAAUUCGGUCAUGUGUCUCGUUCCGUCGGACCCGCACCACCCCAACUCGUGCCAUUAUCUUUUGUCGUUCCGCAACACCCGAUCCAAGUGCGACGACAUUGACGUGUGGCCGUUUUGGGCGAGCAACAUUGGGUCGAGAGUGGCUUUGGGCAUCCAGGAGGCCCCCUAUCUCGCGGCCGUCGGAAAAGCUGGACUCGAGCGCAUCAUUCAGUUUCGAGGUCCCAGAACCGUUCGAUUUUCGGCCAUAUGGCCCAUCAAGCGCAUUUCGCUGCUGGAGAUCACCUCCAUCACGCUCGUCAUGGAAAAAUACGUCGCCGUUGGACUGAACAACGGAAACAUCCAUAUCUGUCUGGUCUCUGCGCCGUUCUUCCACAGCGUCGAAGAUCUGGUCGAGCAUCACAGCAUCCGUAUGCUCAAGGCACACACGGGAUCCAUCACCUGCCUGCACACUCCAAGUCUGAGCCUGACCCGAGGCAAGCACAUCCUGUUCAGCGGCAGCGAGGACUCGACUGUCAAGGCAUGGGACAUCGAGACGGGACGAUUGCUGGGCGACUUUAUGAACCACACGCAGAGUGUCUUGACGCUGCUGGCGGUCCCGGAAGAGACGAAGCAUCAUAUCCACCACAGCAUUAUCUCGAUAUCUGAAGACCACUCCGUCGCCGUGAUUGACAUUGAGGAGAUGUAUUGCCUCUAUCGCUUCUCGGGACAUCCCUAUCCGAUCAUGAACAUUUACUUUCGCACUGCCGAUGACUUUUUCAUUGUUCAGUGCACCGACGGCUCGAUACAUGUGUGGCAGCUGAAAACUGGGCACUUGGAUCGUAUCGAGAGCGGUCCCGUUGUCGAUGAUAUUCUCGACGGCUGUGACAGCUCCAUCAGUUGUCGCAAAUAUGGUCGUGACUACCAACUCGCCAGCAUCAAACAAACCAUAUCCGCGUUCCCGAUUCACAGCACCGAUAAGGCACCGCCCCCGGUCCUGGUGUUCCUCGUGAACGUCAAGCGCCUUGCCAACGACAUCUACAGCAGCCAAUGCACUCUCAGCCCGCCAAGCUCCCCGAUCCAUCGACACAACCGAUCGAGGACUGCCACGGCGCGAUCCGGGAGCGAGGAUCUGGGCCAAAAGUUGCCCAACCGCGCAGCCUCUCCAAACAAACAAAUCACGGAAAUGUUCAAGCCCAUGAUCGACAAGGUCAAGAUCAUGGUCGAGAGUGUCGCCUCGUCCGCGGCUACACCCACGGGCGCACGCACCCCCGUCGAAGACACAUCCAACUCUCUGCCGCAAAAGGAAGCCGAAGUCACGAUCAGCGAGCCCGUCAGUCAGACGACGCUGGACUGGGGUAUUCUUCAGGCCGUGUUUUCCUCGCUGCUGUCCUGGGGGUUUGAGGGCGGCGUCGACGGCAUUUGCGUGAGCAAGUUUGGCCUCUUGCCACCCCAACCCUCGGUCGCGUUUGGGUUCAGAGGGACGAACGGAUUCCUGUCCAUCUUGGCCCCAAACUCUGGUAUUCCGUCGCAGGACUGGAGGGUCUCACCGACAAUCAGCGCAUCGCGGCUGCUGAUGAUCCUAUCUUUGGUUCGCACGGUCUUGUCGAUGAAGGGUCUGGAAGAAGAUGCCAUUGCCGUUAUUACCUACUAUGGCGCAACCCUUCCCCACAGCAUCGGAUCUCGGUUCAAGUUUCCUUCAUUCUCAUACCUCGCUCGGUUCUGGCAGGACCCCGUGGCCGACAUUCAGCAGGCCGCUCGGAGUCUUUUCAAUAUGGCCCUCAGCAAAAUGCCCGAGGAAGAGCGCCAGUCCGUCAUCAACUACUGGAAGUCGUAUCUCCCAGUGUCGUAUACGCCCCCCAGGAAGGAAAAGACAAACAUGCGAUGCGCAAUCAUCAUGGGGAUCCUUGGCGUUCAUUUCCCCAACGCAUUUACCCAGAGGAUCUGCAAGGAUGUUGCCGAGUCGCUCGACAUUGCCCUCCGAGACGACCAGAAGAGCCACAUUGCGUACCGCAUUGCCGCCGUCGAGAUCAUUGGCCACGGCUUCACGACGUGGGAGCCCCAUAUCAACGGGUCGGCGGUCCUCCGAGGCAUCAUAGCACUGACGGGGCUCGGGAUCGCUCCUGCCCCGAGCCCCGUGUCUAGUGGCGCUGUCCAGAGCACGCUUGUGGUGCCGGGCGGGUCGAUAGUUCGAAGUGGCUCCUCCAAGUCCCUGAGCGCCUCGACCAGCCUCAAAACAACCCUCGCCGGCGGCAACAGUAGCUCAACGAAUAUUCCAUCGCCAUCAGGGCCGUCGUCUCAGCCACAGCCUCAGCCUCAGCAACAACAGCAACAGUCACAGCCGCAAGCUCAAUUGCAAUCGCAACCGCAAUCGCAACCACAACCGCAGGCUCCACCUACACCGCUCAUGGUGAUUGCGAGACAGGCCAUAAUCCAGAUUGCCUCGGCAAACACGCCACUGUUUAUAUCGACAGUCACCUUUGAUUUGGUCCACUCCAAGAGCAUCGAAGAGCGAUCGGCUGGCCUGAAACUGCUUGGAAUGUUUAUCGCAAGGAAACCGUCGAUCCUCUAUGCUCACUUGACUCGAAUCGCCGAAGCCAUGGUCAAGUCUCUGGAUCCGAACCAGCCAGUGAUGCGUGACGCUCUGCAGCCCAUCGUGACCUUCAACUUUGCAGAAUUGGUCAGGACCUAUCCAAACGUCUCUUUUCACGCUGGAACUCAGCGACUGGCCGUGGGCACCACCGAGGGCGUCAGCGUUGUGUACGACUUUAAAACGGCCACCAAGGUUCAAAUUCUGGAGGGACACGCUCGCCCCGUGACCGCUGUUUCGUAUUCGCCCGACGGCAAGAUGAUUGCAACGUUCUCGAUCGAAGAAGGUUCUGUGAGGAUAUGGCAGCCCUCGUCCGGAUUCUUGGGCAUCUCGGCGGCACUGGCUUCUGUUGGUGCCGUCAGCCAAAUGAAGAGUUUCCGGACUUUUAAUGUGGGAUCCCCAGAGGGGGCGGCGUUGCUGACCGAUGUCCUCCACGAAGUCAAGCUCGACUGGGUCUCUGACCGAACGGUCAAGCUGAGGAGUAUCAAGGAGCUGGAACUGUCGUUUACAGUCUAGGCUGCACGUUUGAGAUGUGCGAACGAGGUGUGCAUCUUUGAGUCGUGGCGAUCCGCAAGUGCAGAGCGCAAACACAGAAACAAUAAAUCAAACAGAACGAAGAUGCCAGAGAGGCCUGGACUCUUCAGAUCCAUUCUUUAUAGAA